AGUGUUUCCAUAGACAGGACCCUGACAGACAACAUCCAGGGAUAAAAGCCAGACAAGAGUCUUAAAAAAGGGAACAAGGCGCGCGCAGAGAAAGGGAAGUCGCUGCAGGGUUCUUGUGCUGUCACACCUGAGGGUACAUUUUAACACGUUUAUUUCCUCCGUAAACCACGUGGACAAGUCACCAGAGUUCAUGUGUGACAUAUACAGCCUGGACUCUCACUGCGUGUCUCCACAAUGCAAUAUGAGUUGGGCGAUGGAGCCUGCUAACUUCUACGAGAGCGCAAAGCUGGGCGGCCCGCAGCAGGGGGGCUGCAAGCCAGGCAGCAGGGGCGACGGCGCGGGCGAGGACGGCACCAUGGUGGAGCUGAGCACCGCCCCUGCCAUGUACGACGACGAGAGUGCCAUCGACUUCAGCCAGUACAUCGAGUCCAUGACAGCCGUGCCAAACCUGGAGCUGUGCAACGACGAGCUCUUCCUCGACCUGUUCAACACUGUGAAGCAGGAGAAGGUGGACUUCUACAACCUGCAGAGCUCCGCGCAGCCCGGCGGCAUGCAGCAGCUGUCAGCCGCGUACACGGCAGAGAGGAAGGUGGACAACGUGCUGCCUAUCAAGCAGGAGUCCGACUGGAGUGACAGCGACAUGUCCUCAUCCCUGCCUUCACAGAUCGAGACCUGCGCCCAGACCUCUGUCAGCCUCCCAACAGGGCAGCCAACUCCCCCCACCACCCCGGAGCCUGUCUCCAGUGUCAGCUCGGCCAAAUCCUCCCCGCGGAAGAUCGGCAGGGAAAAGGGGAAGAAGGCGGUGGACAGGUUCAGCGUGGAGUACCGACAGAGGCGAGAGAGGAAUAACAUUGCAGUGAGGAAAAGCAGGGACAAAGCCAAGAUGCGCAACUUGGAGAUGCAGCAAAAAAUGAUUGAACUGAGCGCUGAGAACGACAGGCUUCAUAAAACUAUCGAGCAGCUAACCAGAGAGCUCACCGGGCUCAGAGAUUUCUUCAAGCAGAUGCCCAACUCCUCCUUUGCGGGCUCCUCGAGUGCAGAGAGCCGGUGACGAAUUCAUUAUUCUACGAACUGAGUUUUAGGAGACAUACCUCAACAGACAUUUUCGUUUUUACCAUCUGUACCAGAUGUAUUUUAAGCUUACCAUAAUGGCACUGGAAAAUAUAUGAUGUUGCUGCCAUAUUUUUUGUGGGAUUUUCUCUAUUAAAUUAUUUUACCACUGCAUUUACAUGAUGUUAUACCUGAUAUGGUACAUGUUUUAUAAUUCCAAACUUUGUAUAAGAGCCAGAGCAUGAUCUUUUAUAUAGUUUGUAUGAAACCUUGAAACAUUUUUGUUUAUGGAAUCUAUAAUAAAAUUGCUGAAAAGGUGCAGAAA
Chelmon rostratus (copperband butterflyfish) is the source of this 1375-nucleotide messenger RNA. It is a transcript of the gene cebpd, whose product is annotated as CCAAT enhancer binding protein delta. The record is from RefSeq and is a predicted model, not a curated record. Gene Ontology annotation, biological process: regulation of cell differentiation; regulation of transcription by RNA polymerase II; DNA-templated transcription. NCBI's taxonomy places the organism in Eukaryota, Metazoa, Chordata, Actinopteri, Chaetodontiformes, Chaetodontidae. Gene Ontology annotation, molecular function: RNA polymerase II cis-regulatory region sequence-specific DNA binding; DNA-binding transcription factor activity, RNA polymerase II-specific. The transcript has a single exon. Bases 191 to 1051 code for a protein of 286 amino acids.